Messenger RNA from Spodoptera frugiperda (fall armyworm), 1411 nucleotides. RefSeq names its product 2-methoxy-6-polyprenyl-1,4-benzoquinol methylase, mitochondrial (gene Coq5). Gene Ontology annotation, biological process: ubiquinone biosynthetic process. Lineage: Eukaryota; Metazoa; Arthropoda; Insecta; Lepidoptera; Noctuidae. Bases 418 to 1335 code for a protein of 305 amino acids. The transcript has 7 exons. The record is from RefSeq and is a predicted model, not a curated record. Gene Ontology annotation, molecular function: methyltransferase activity.
CUUUACACUUGCGCUGUUCUCGAUAAAAUCAUUUUCGAAAUAUCCUCUGAUACAGGGAAAUUCCUUAAUUGGUAACUCAGAUCUACGGUUUUUGACAACCACGUUUUGUUGUGAGUAGUGAAAGGCCAUUUUUAUUAAGUUUUCUAUCUGAAUCUUAGGUAAUCAAUAACCGAGAUGUAUGAAAAUAAUGUUGCAAAUUGAUUUAUUUAAAGGAACUAAUAGAAGGAUAAUGGGUAAAAAAAUAACGUUAGUAAAAUAACAUAAAACUUAAACUAACAAAACGUAACACUGACAGUGGCGUUGUUACGUCAACUGUCAAUGUCAAAUCAUCUUUAGAAGAAUCAGCUGGUUGAGUGAUUUUUAUUCAUUCAUAUUUGGUUAUCUUGCAGGGGAUUUAAAAUAUUUCAGUAAUUAACGAUGGCGUUAAGAACGAGGAUACUUAAAUUAUCGAAUUUACGAUGUGUAACGCAGCAGGCAUCAAGGCUCCGUGCUAUGAGUACUCAAAGUACUCAAACAUCGCCCAAGGAAGGCCCUGCGACCGCGACAGAGGAAAUGAAACCUGGCCAAACACAUUUCGGAUUCCAAGUCGUAGCAGAAGAAGAGAAAACCAAAAAAGUCCACGAAGUAUUCGAAACUGUAGCAGAGAAGUACGACCUGAUGAAUGAUGUGAUGUCCAUGGGCAUCCACCGGAUGUGGAAGGAUAUCUUCAUGUGCCGGCUGGCACCACAGCCAGAGACUAAACUGUUGGACAUGGCGGGUGGCACAGGUGACAUAGCAUUCAGAUACAUAAAGUACCUGCAGAACCUGGGUCCGUCACAGGGCACACACAGCAGUGUCACAGUCUGCGACAUCAACCAGGCCAUGUUGGAUGUCGGCAAGCAGAGGGCACAGAAACUAGGCUACACGCCAGAGUCGUGCGGUGUGGAGAUAAACUGGAAGUGUGCUGACGCGGAGCGGCUCGACCUGCCCGACGACAGCUACACCGCCUACACCAUCGCGUUCGGCAUCAGGAACUGCACUCACAUUGACAAGGUAUUGGAGGAAGCAUACAGAGUCCUGACGCCAGGUGGUCGCUUCAUGUGCCUGGAAUUUAGUCAACUGCCGAAUGAUACGCUGCAGUGGGUAUAUGACCAGUACUCGUUCCAAGUGAUCCCUGUGUUGGGGCAACUGUUUGCGGGGCAGUGGAAGCCAUACCAGUACCUCGUCGAGAGCAUACGACAGUUCCCUAAUCAGGAGAAAUUCAAAUCGAUGAUAGAAGACGCCGGCUUCCGACAGGUGACCUAUGAGAACCUGACGUUUGGCACAUGCGCCAUACACUCCGGGUUCAAGAUAUAAUGGUCCUCAGGCUGUUGGUGUUCAUUAAGUUUUAUACUAUUUAGGAGACUGUAAAUAUAGGAGGUAUUUAUAUUGA